Molecule: messenger RNA, 564 nt
Organism: Mangifera indica (mango)
Lineage: Eukaryota; Viridiplantae; Streptophyta; Magnoliopsida; Sapindales; Anacardiaceae
Exons: 1
Coding region: 1-564 (187 amino acids)
Source: RefSeq, a predicted model, not a curated record
AUGGAAGAAUUAGGCAGCAACAACAUCCAGAAGCGGGUCAGGGAUGAUGCCUCCGAGUACGAGCUGGACCCACCGGAGGCGAAGAGGCUCAGAGAUGAUUUGUUGUCGAGAUUUCUCGAUGAAUCGGAUCCCGACCCGGCUAUUGAAGACCUCGACUCAGUAAUGAAGAGCUUUCAAGAAGAAAUUUCCGCUCUCUCGGACUCGACGGUAGAGAUUGUCGAUGUGACGUCGUCAGAUUCCGGUGAUUCCCAGCCGAAUCUUGGUUUUCUUCUAGAAGCUUCUGAUGACGAGCUUGGACUACCGCCUUCUAGUACUCUUUCAUUUGAAGAGGCUAAAAUUGAAGAAGCUAAUGAGUUUGUUCGGGUUUCGUAUGAGUCGUCCGAAGUCGGCGAUUUGUGGGCGUUUGAAGAUCAUAUACCGAGUUAUGACUCGUUUGAGCUGGGAAUUAGUGACAUUGAUAAUAUCGGGGAAUACGUUGGGUUUGAUGGUGGGCUGUUCGAUUAUUCAAAUGUAUUCUUGGAUUCGUCGGAUUAUUCCGAUUUCUCGUGCAGAUACGAGACUUAA